Messenger RNA from Dissoconium aciculare CBS 342.82, 543 nucleotides. RefSeq lists its product as uncharacterized. Lineage: Eukaryota; Fungi; Ascomycota; Dothideomycetes; Mycosphaerellales; Dissoconiaceae. The annotation marks the transcript as partial. The record is from RefSeq and is a predicted model, not a curated record. The transcript has 3 exons. Gene Ontology annotation, biological process: peptidyl-glutamate ADP-deribosylation.
CUCGCCCCUCCCCAAGUCCACCCUCUCUCAUCAUCAUCAGCGUCCAACAAUCUCCAAAUCGUCCACAGCACAGGCGACCUCUUCACCCUGCCCCCACGGAACAACAGCCUCCUCGUGCACGCCUGCAACACCCAGGGGUCCUGGGGCGCCGGGAUCGCGAAGGUCUUCGCGAGGGAAUUCCCCGACGCGUAUACCGCCUAUCGGGAACAUUGUCGUCGCAACGAAGGGGCGGAUCUCGUGGGCACGGCGCUGUUGAUCCCUCCGCCGGCUUCGAAUCCCGAGGAGAACGGAGCGAUUGAUGGGCCACCGCGGCAGUUCGUCGGCUGCCUCUUCACCUCGCGCUCCUUCGGCCGGAAAGUCUCCCCGCCCGACCAGAUCCUCGCGGCGACGGCGACGGCCGUCCGGGACCUCUUGCGGCAGGUGGAGGAGUGGAACGAGGCUCACUACCGCCGGAUCCGUUCCGUCCAUAUGUGUAAGAUCAACGCGGGCCUGUUCAACGUCCCCUGGGAAGACACCCUGCGGGUUUUGAAGCGGGUGAGGGUU